AUGUUUUCUGUUGGGAUUGUAGAUGCAGAUUUUUACGUGGGAAAAACUAUAGAUGGCUUAAAUAUUUUGUUUUCUAAAUUUCGCGAGGGGAAUGUUAACCGUGUUCCAGUUUUGAGGAUAUUUGGCUCAACUCCUGGUGGACAGAAAACUUGUGUUCAUAUUCAUCAAGUAUUUCCUUACUUAUACAUACCUUACGAUGGAACUAAACCCACAGAUAAAUAUCUGAAACAAUUUACGACAAGUGCAGACUUUGCUGUUCAAGUUGCGUUCUGUAGAACAUCAUCUUCUAUGAAAUAUGUUCAUAAAACUGAAAUUGUUAAGAAAAUACCAUUUUAUGGUUAUCAUGAGAACGAAGAAGAGUUUAUUAAGAUGGAGUUGUACAAUCCAAGAAUAAUUCCCAAACUUGUUGAUCUUCUUCAGAAUGGAGCUAUAUUGAACAAGUCAUUUCAACCACACGAAGCUCAUGCUCCUUAUAUUCUACCUAUUGUGUUGAAACACCUGUAUUGAAUCUUGAGAAAGAAUUUAAAGAAAAAAUCAAAGAAAUUAUUGAUGAAAGAAACAAAGUGAUUCAAAGUGAGUUGGAGACAAUGGAAAAAUUUCUUUCAUCCGAAGACUUUAAAAAAUUUUCUCAAAGUAUUUUGUCACAAAACAAGCAACCACAGUGUGAAGCAACAAUAAACCAAGAUGUGGAUGUGUAUAGUCCAGUUGUUGAUCAGUCAGUUAUAGAUGUACUACAAGCCAGCCAGGCCAGCAAUUUAUCUGGAGAGUUGGAUAAAGAAUUGGUGGAGAUUUUAAUGAGUUUGGAUAAGGAUGACAAUGAAACACUGCUGCAUGAAUGUUCUCAUAUUGCAGGCUCACAAAAAGGUAGUGAUGAUGAACAUGAUGAAGAUAUUGAUGAAGAUAAAGAAUCAAUAUUAAUGUCACAGCCAUUUUGGAAAGAGAAUGAAGAGGAACAUGAUUCCCAAAGUUCGGAGGAUGAUGAGGAAAUGGACUGGAAACCACCUUUACCUAUGCCUCAAGUGGAUGGUCCUGGUGAUGACGAGGACUCCAGGGGACAUGUGUAGUCAAUCAAUUUUCACUCCGCGAGAGAAUCUCGAAACACUAAACACGCGUGUCUGCGUGUAAUCUCGCGUGUCUGGAUGCAGAAAGUUCUCUCUCAUCCUAAAUGUACAGCAGCCGUUCGACAAACAUCAUUUAGUAAAUAUGGAAGGUAAAUUUUACAUUUUACGUUUCAUCUCACGGGAACAAUUUCUUUGUUUACCCAUGUAAAAUUAUUGUUUUUUGAACAUUUUUCAAAGUCAAGGAAAGCAUGUGAAAAGAACAUAGAUAACAUUUUCAUAAUGAUAAAAUAACAUGUUUUUCUCAUUAAAACUUUCACUUUGCGAAGAUA
Xenia sp. Carnegie-2017 is the source of this 1390-nucleotide messenger RNA. RefSeq lists its product as uncharacterized. The coding region runs from base 588 to 1064 and encodes 158 amino acids. Lineage: Eukaryota; Metazoa; Cnidaria; Anthozoa; Malacalcyonacea; Xeniidae. The transcript has 10 exons. The record is from RefSeq and is a predicted model, not a curated record.